Molecule: messenger RNA, 2577 nt
Organism: Aspergillus clavatus NRRL 1
Lineage: Eukaryota; Fungi; Ascomycota; Eurotiomycetes; Eurotiales; Aspergillaceae
Product: H(+)-transporting V0 sector ATPase subunit a
Exons: 4
Coding region: 1-2577 (858 amino acids)
Biological process (GO): vacuolar acidification; proton transmembrane transport
Cellular component (GO): fungal-type vacuole membrane; vacuolar proton-transporting V-type ATPase, V0 domain; vacuolar proton-transporting V-type ATPase complex
Molecular function (GO): ATPase binding; proton-transporting ATPase activity, rotational mechanism
Source: RefSeq, a predicted model, not a curated record
AUGGCUCCGAGGGACACCUUCUUCCGCUCGUCGGAUAUGAGCUUGACGCAGCUCUAUAUCGCCAACGAGAUCGGACGAGAGGUUGUCAGUGCCCUAGGAGAACUUGGACAGGUUCAGUUUAGAGAUCUGAAUCCCGACACCAAUGCCUUUCAGCGGACGUUUACCAAGGAGAUUCGGCGGUUGGAUAAUGUGGAGAGACAGUUGCGUUACUUCCAUGCGCAGAUGGAUAAGGCAGGGAUCCCGAUGAGAUCCUCCUCCGAGUUCUCCGACACGCUGGCCGCCCCUCUGGCAUCAGAAAUUGAUGAACUCGCCGAGCGAAGUGAGAGUCUCGAGCAAAGAAUCGCCUCUUUGAACGAUAGCUACGAGACCCUGAAGAAGCGCGAGGUGGAGCUUACUGAGUGGCGCUGGGUUCUUAGAGAAGCCGGCGGCUUCUUCGACCGUGCCCACACCCACACGGACGAAAUUCGCCAGUCGUUCGAAAAUGACGAAGCCCCCCUCCUGCGUGACGUUGAACACCAGCCUCAUCGCGGGGGGCCGAACGGCGACACCCAGGCCCAGCAGUCGUUCCUGGAGAUGAACAUUGGCUUUGUUGCGGGUGUGAUCCCUCGCGACCGCAUCGGGGCCUUUGAGCGGAUCCUUUGGCGAACCCUGCGCGGUAACCUGUACAUGAACCAGUCGGAGAUUCCCGAGCCGAUCAUCGAUCCGGCUACCAACGAGGAGUCGCACAAGAACGUUUUCGUGAUCUUUGCUCACGGCAAGCACAUCAUUGCGAAGAUCAGGAAGAUUUCUGAAUCACUCGGUGCUUCAUUGUAUGGUGUCGACGAGAACAGCGAACUGAGACGGGACCAGGUCCACGAGGUCAACACGCGGCUGAGUGAUGUGGGCAAUGUACUGCGCAAUACCAAGAACACGCUGGAUGCGGAACUUACGCAGAUUGCUCGCUCGCUCGCGGCUUGGAUGAUUAUCGUUAGGAAGGAGAAGGCUGUGUACGACACACUCAACAAGUGCUCCUAUGAUCAGGCGAGGAAGACACUCAUUGCGGAGGCCUGGUGUCCGACCAACUCCUUGCCGUUGAUCAAGUCGACCUUGCAAGAUGUCAAUGAUCGUGCUGGACUGAGCGUUCCUACCAUUGUCAACCAAAUCCGCACCAACAAGACCCCGCCUACCUACGUUAGGACAAACAAGUUCACAGAGGCUUUUCAGACGAUUGUCAAUGCUUAUGGUAUCCCGAAGUAUUCGGAAGCCAAUCCUGGAUUGUAUACCAUCGUCACAUUUCCGUUCCUAUUCGCGGUCAUGUUUGGUGACUUUGGCCACGGUUUUUUGAUGGCCAUGGCCGCGGCCGCUAUGAUCUUCUGGGAAAGAAAGCUGCACAAGACUAAGCUGGACGAACUGACCUACAUGGCUUUCUAUGGUCGCUACAUUAUGUUGAUGAUGGGUCUCUUCUCCAUGUACACUGGCUUGAUCUACAACGAUGUCUUCUCCAAGUCGUUCACCGUCUUCAACAGUCAGUGGCAGUGGCCCGAUCAUAUCAAGCCGAGACAGACGGUCGAGGCGUCGCUGAAGGACGGCUACCGCUUCCCUUUUGGCCUGGAUUGGAACUGGCAUGAAGCCGAAAACUCGCUUCUUUUCACGAACAGCUUGAAGAUGAAGAUGAGUAUCAUUCUGGGUUGGUCGCACAUGACCUAUGCUCUCUGCCUGCAGUAUGUCAAUGCUCGGCAUUUCAAGUCAAAGGUUGACAUUAUUGGCAACUUCAUCCCGGGCAUGAUCUUCUUCCAGUCGAUCUUUGGAUACCUCGUCCUCACCAUUGUGUACAAAUGGUCUGUGAAUUGGGAAGCCAUCGGCCGAUCCCCUCCCGGUCUUUUGAACAUGCUCAUCUUCAUGUUCCUAUCUCCUGGAACUGUGGAAGAGGAACUGUACAAGGGCCAAGCUGGGGUGCAAGUUGUGCUGCUCCUGCUUGCUGUCAUUCAAGUCCCCAUCAUGCUUUUCUUCAAGCCCUUCUACCUCCGUCGGGAACACAACCGUGCUCGUGCUCUGGGAUACAGAGGCCUUGGAGAGCAGUCCCGCGUGAGCGCAUUGGAUGAGGACCACGACGUGGACGGCGGGCUUCUUGGAGUCCGUGAUAGCAUGGCAAGCGAUGGCGAGGGCGUUGCGAUGAUCGCGCAAGAUCUUGGCGACGAAGAGCAUGAGGAAUUCGACUUCUCUGAGAUCAUGAUCCACCAGGUCAUCCAUACCAUCGAAUUCUGCCUCAAUUGUAUCUCGCAUACCGCAUCUUACCUCCGUCUGUGGGCUCUCUCUCUCGCUCACCAGCAACUCUCUAUUGUCCUGUGGGACAUGACCCUCGGCGGCGCCUUUGAUCAGGAAUCGCACAUCCUUCGCGUCAUCAUGAUCGUCGUGACGUUCUACAUGUGGUUCACGCUGACCAUCGCCAUCCUGUGUGUCAUGGAGGGCACCAGUGCCAUGCUCCACUCGCUCCGUCUCCACUGGGUGGAGGCAAUGAGCAAGCACUUCAUGGGCGACGGCAUACCGUUUGCUCCGUUCAGCUUUAAAACGCUCCUUGAAGAGGAUCCAGUGGACUAA